GCACCUGCUUCCCAACCACUACGGCCUACAUUUCCCAUCAGGCACCCUGCCGCGUUUUGUGUGUACCACUAAAUUGUGCUCGGUGGAGAACAGGCUGCCGUGUGUUGACAGUAACAGAGGACAAACUGAGAGCAAGGUGUCCAACAUGUCUGUGGAUUGGGUAGGAUAUGGUUACGCGGCCCUCAUCGCUUCUGGGGGAGUCAUAGGUUACGUCAAAGCAGGCAGUGUCCCCUCUCUGGCUGCUGGUGUUCUCUUCGGUGGACUCGCAGGUAUCGGUGCCUACCAGAUCUCCAAUGACCCUAAAGAAGUUUGGGUGUCCCUUGCUACAUCAGGAGCUCUGACUGGUGUGAUGGGAAAGAGGUUCUACGGAUCCAGGAAGUUCAUGCCAGCUGGCUUGAUGGCUGCAGCAAGUCUUGUGAUGGUGGGGAAGCUCGGUCUGUCUCUGCUCCAGAAACCCCAGGAGUCGUGAUGGAGUGAAGACUCUGAGGUGUACCCUAUGAUCUGUUUCAUGUCAGCAUCUGUCUUUCACUGUUGACCGUUAAAUGUUAUUUUGUAAAGUGUAUAUUGGAGGAUGAAAUAUAGAACCUUGUUUAUAUAAUAGAAA
Molecule: messenger RNA, 604 nt
Organism: Trematomus bernacchii (emerald rockcod)
Lineage: Eukaryota; Metazoa; Chordata; Actinopteri; Perciformes; Nototheniidae
Gene: tmem14ca
Product: transmembrane protein 14Ca
Exons: 5
Coding region: 146-469 (107 amino acids)
Biological process (GO): regulation of heme biosynthetic process
Cellular component (GO): mitochondrial membrane
Source: RefSeq, a predicted model, not a curated record